CUUCCGGUGUCAGGGGCUGUCUGGGAGACGGAGCAGAAAAAGCGGGCAUAGAGAAACCUUUAUUGUUUUGUCUAGGGUUAAACACCCUUAAAGCUUUCUUUUUUUUGUUUAGAAAGUCAAACAGCUUCCGUUUGUAAAACGUUAAUCCACCGGGAAUCGCAUUCGCUCGGGAAAUAAUCUCAUUCAUUCGUCCGUAGCAGUAGGCCCAUUCUUCUGGACUUUGCUACAAGCUAGUGUGCUAACAUUAGCAGGCUAAUCUGGAUGAGCACGUUUUUCUUUCUCAAGCAUCCAUGUCUGUUACGUUGUAAAUACACACCACGGUGCUUAUGUGUGUACUUGUGAUUAAUUAUUGGUGAUUCGUCGCAAAAUAAAAUACUUAUUAAAGCCGACUCGUCGAAGCUAAAUAGAGCUAACCGCUUGCAUUUAAAAGUGUAGCUCGCUUUGUUGCUAGCUUUAGCUAGCCACUAAACAACGCAGUCUCAGAGAGCCUAGCAGGCUUCCGCCCAGAGAUGUCGGACUACGACGAGUUCGAGAGACAACUGUCUGAAAACAAACAAGCUGAAAGGGACAAAGAGAACCGCCACCACCGCCGCUCCUCGUCCCGCAGCCGCAGCAGAGAGAGGAAAAGGAGGAGCAGAGACAGGGACAGACGCAGCAGGGACCGCCGUGGAGACAGUAAGGAGCGGAGACACAGGCGCAGCUCACCAUCCAGCUACCCUCAGGACAAAGCUGGAAGCCGUUCUCCCCAUCGUGAGAAGAAGAAGAAGGUGAAGAAGUACUGGGAUGUCCCUCCACCUGGUUUUGAACAUAUUACUCCCAUGCAGUACAAAGCCAUGCAAGCCGCCGGGCAAAUCCCAGCCACAGCCCUCCUGCCUACCAUGACCCCAGAUGGCCUGGCUGUUACUCCCACCCCUGUCCCCGUGGUGGGCAGUCAGAUGACCCGUCAAGCUCGCCGUCUCUAUGUGGGCAACAUCCCAUUUGGCAUUACAGAGGAGUCUAUGAUGGACUUUUUUAAUGCCCAGAUGCGUUUGGGGGGUCUCACUCAGGCCCCUGGAAAUCCUGUCCUUGCUGUUCAGAUCAACCAGGAUAAGAACUUUGCCUUCCUGGAGUUCCGUUCAGUGGAUGAAACAACGCAGGCGAUGGCCUUUGAUGGCAUCAUCUUUCAAGGCCAGAGUCUCAAAAUCCGUCGUCCCCAUGAUUACCAGCCCCUGCCUGGCAUGAGCGAGAACCCCAGUGUCUAUGUGCCGGGUACACAGACAAUUAAUGGUGUGGUGUCCACAGUGGUGCCAGAUUCGGCUCACAAGCUCUUCAUAGGGGGUUUGCCGAACUACCUGAAUGAUGACCAGGUGAAGGAGCUGUUGACAUCAUUUGGCCCUCUGAAGGCUUUCAACCUGGUGAAAGACAGUGCCACAGGACUAUCUAAAGGAUAUGCUUUCUGUGAAUAUGUUGAUGUCAACUUGAAUGAUCAGGCUAUUGCUGGACUCAACGGCAUGCAGUUGGGUGACAAGAAGCUCCUGGUGCAAAGAGCCAGCGUGGGAUCCAAAAACGCCACUCUGACAACCAUAAACCAGACUCCUGUGACGCUGCAGGUACCAGGCUUAAACAGCUCUGUCACUCAGAUGGGCGGCCUGCCCACUGAAGUUCUCUGUCUGAUGAACAUGGUGGCUCCGGAGGAGCUCCUGGAUGAUGAAGAAUAUGAGGAGAUAGUGGAGGACGUCAGGGAAGAGUGUAGCAAGUAUGGCCAAGUAAAGAGCAUCGAGAUACCCCGACCAGUGGACGGCUUGGAGGUGCCUGGGACUGGCAAGAUCUUUGUGGAGUUUACUUCAGUUUUUGAUUCCCAGAAAGCUAUGCAGGGGCUGACUGGAAGAAAGUUUGCCAACAGGGUGGUCGUGACAAAAUACUGCGAUCCAGAUGCUUAUCACCGCCGGGACUUCUGGUAGAUGUGAUGGAGGGU
Molecule: messenger RNA, 1954 nt
Organism: Cyprinodon variegatus (sheepshead minnow)
Lineage: Eukaryota; Metazoa; Chordata; Actinopteri; Cyprinodontiformes; Cyprinodontidae
Gene: u2af2a
Product: U2 small nuclear RNA auxiliary factor 2
Exons: 12
Coding region: 510-1940 (476 amino acids)
Biological process (GO): mRNA processing
Cellular component (GO): nuclear speck; nucleus; U2AF complex
Molecular function (GO): poly-pyrimidine tract binding; pre-mRNA 3'-splice site binding
Source: RefSeq, a predicted model, not a curated record